AUGGACUCGCAGGAGGUAACCGUCGUGUUCAGGGCGCUCAACAAUUGUCUUGUCAACCUGCCGGCGCCCCUGAUCAACCCGUUUCUCGCCAACAACAUACUCAUCCAGAACAUUGCCGUGGAGCUCAACUUUCGUCCCAGUGGAGUAAAGAAGGACACAAAAUGGCUCGUUGGCUGGAACGGCUACUUUUCAAGCGAUCCGAAAACCAUAGAGAUCGAUUCGGUGUAUGCGAGCUCCAUUGGACUUCGGGAGUCGAGGAGAGUCGUCAUUCGUUUAUCUCUCUCGCUGCCGAAAAUUCAGUCUGUCGAAUUAGAGCCUGAAACAAGCUCUGACUGGGAGCUGACCGAGAUGUACGCCCAGACGAUCGAGGAUCGGUUUUUGAACCAGGUGAGGUGUGCCGUGCUGGGCCAGAAGCUCGCCGUGUACCCCAGCUCCAGCCCCAACAAUGUGAUCAGGUUUGUGGUGACAAAGAUCAAAUCGGAAACAGACGAGAUCGAGCGCGGAAUCCUGGUCAACGACUCCGAGCUGCACAUCAUUCCGAAGCUGCACAGACUUGAAAAACAGCAGAGCGACGGGUCCUCGCGUCGCAGACGGUCUGUGUCGGGUCGUCGCUCCUCGCAAUUUGACCCCGUGCCCUCCUGUCUUCUGCGCUCGAUUUGCCUGCCACACCAUACUUUCCAGCAUGUUGGCCAUUCGUCCGCAAACUACGAAAUAUACGUCAACCUGGAUCAGGAUUUUGUCAACCACCAGUUCAAAUCGAUAAAAUACGUGCAGGUUUCUGUGGUCGCGGGACCCGGGACGCCUGCAAAGGCCAGCUCUGUGGCGGAGCAGGCGAAAAACCACGACACUGCAUCCGCAGGCAGCUCAAGAAACAACUCAUCGUCUGUGGUCGACCAGAAAAGCGUCAACGGCUCGGUUGCACAGGCCGACACAGAACAGCGUAAAAUAGUAGCCAUAUUGGUGCACGACCCGCUUGCGCCGCGACGCAGUGCUGGGGUCUCGCCUCUGCUGGCGAUUGCGCUCGGUAUUGAGCACCGUUGCGGAGACCUAGUGUGCAUCGAGGCUGCUCCGCGAAAAUACGGCACCGAUAUUCACACGGUUGUUCUGCACAAAAUUAUCACACAUACAUCAACGGUGAACGAGCUCGCCUUCAAGAACGAUGGAGACCGGCAACUGAAGCAGGCAGAGGCUAAAAAGGAGCUGAAUGCAAAAUUCCAGGAACAGUUCAAACGGCUACAUUUCACAAACUGUCCAAUCACUAACGGCAUGAAAGUGCCGGUUAUUCCUGACCUGCUGCCCCAGGGAGGGUUUCUGGAGCUGAGAGACGGCUACCAGUGGGCGCUACUAGGCGAGAAGCUGCCGACUUUCGAGCUAGGGGACGAGCGACUGAAACCUGAGUCGUUUGUCGAGAGACGGUACGAGCCUAAAGACGGAUCGAUCGUAGGACACAAAGAGCUCAUUGCCAGACUAGUCAGGUCGGUCAGGCACGGCCAUAAUUGUGUUCUCUCUGGCGCCUCGGGCUCGGGAAAAACAACGCUGAUCAACGAGGUCAUACAUCGCCUGGUGACGCUUCACGGCUACCAUUCCAAAUAUAUCAGCUGCGAGACAAUUUCAAACGACAAUUUCCAUGCAAUAAAAACGCUACUGGACGACGCUGUCAGAGAAGCCAACUGGCACGCGCCGUCUCUGCUCGUGCUGGAAAACCUAGACUCUCUUAUUCCCCAGGAAAUGGAGCACGGAGACUCGGGGCUGAGCAGACAGGUGAGCGAAUUUCUGGUCCACUUGCUAAAGGCUCUCACGCGAGAACGCGAGGUCUCGCUUCUGUGCUCGUCGAAGUCGAAGCAAGCGCUGAACGCAACGGUUUUCCAGACCCAUCUCAUCCAGCAGGAGUUUAACCUGAAAGCUCCAGAUAAAGAGCUACGAAAAGAAUUGCUACGGAGCUUUAUUGACCAAUACAGCAUGGAGCUCGAAGAAGAGGAGAUCUUGAACGACAUCACCGUCGAAACAGAGGGGUAUCUUCCGUCAGAUCUCAAAGUCCUCGCUGACAGGACCUUCCACGACUACAUAUCCUCGACUAUCGACAACAACGACUUCCAUCUGCGAGCCUCGAAUUUUGAGCGCGCACUGCAGGGAUUCGUUCCGUCGUCUCUGCGUGGAGUGAAGUUGCAGAAGUCAAACGUGGCCUGGUCGGACAUUGGCGGUCUAAAAGACGCCAAACGGGUGCUUUUGGAGACUCUAGAAUGGCCAACCAAAUAUGCCCCCAUUUUCGCCAAAUGUCCCCUGCGGCUGCGUUCCGGAAUCCUGCUGUACGGGUACCCGGGCUGCGGAAAGACGCUGCUGGCAUCUGCCGUGGUGUCGCAAUGCGGUUUAAAUUUCAUCUCUAUCAAAGGCCCAGAAAUUUUAAACAAAUAUAUUGGUGCUUCCGAACAGAGCAUCAGAGAGCUGUUUGAUAGAGCACAGAGCGCAAAGCCUUGCAUAUUGUUUUUCGACGAAUUCGAUUCCAUUGCGCCGAAAAGAGGCCACGACUCGACGGGAGUCACCGACAGAGUGGUGAACCAGCUGCUCACGCAGAUGGACGGUGCAGAAGGGCUCGACGGCGUGUACGUGCUGGCAGCCACCUCCCGUCCGGACUUGAUUGAUUCCGCUCUGCUGAGACCAGGACGGCUGGACAAGGCAAUUCUAUGUGACCUGCCCGACUACGACAACCGACUAGACAUAUUGCAGACGGUUGCUUCCAAAUUCAAGGUGUCUGACGAAUGCCAGCUCGAACACUUUGCGCACAAACUCGAAGGCUAUUCUGGCGCAGACUUACAGGCCUUUGUCUACAACGCGUAUCUGAAAGCUGUGCACGAUAGUCUCGACCAGCUUACAGACAUGAACGAGGGCACCACGGAACGCAAAAUUGAAUAUUUCAGCAUGCUCAAAAAUAUGCAACCGUCCGGCAAUAUUGCCAGCAAAAUUGAUGCCAUCUGUAAUAACCUGCAUGUGACGGACAUAAACUCGUGGUACGAGGAAGACCAAAACUCCGGAGCAAAGUCGAAUCCGAUCGUUAUCAAAAACAGUCAUUUCGAGAUUGCUCUAGAAGAAACCAAGAAAAGCAUCUCCAACAAGGAGUUACGCAAGUUUGCCCGCAUCUACUCCCAGUUCGUUGACGGCAAGCGAGAGGGCAACCUGCCGGACGGUCAGGCAAGCACAGAUAUUGGCGGCCGGACCACGCUUAUGUAA
Ogataea angusta is the source of this 3225-nucleotide messenger RNA. RefSeq lists its product as uncharacterized. Gene Ontology annotation, cellular component: peroxisomal membrane; peroxisome; cytosol. Lineage: Eukaryota; Fungi; Ascomycota; Pichiomycetes; Pichiales; Pichiaceae. Bases 1 to 3225 code for a protein of 1074 amino acids. Gene Ontology annotation, molecular function: ATP binding; ATP hydrolysis activity. The record is from RefSeq and is a predicted model, not a curated record. The transcript has a single exon. Gene Ontology annotation, biological process: protein import into peroxisome matrix.